Molecule: messenger RNA, 3745 nt
Organism: Pogoniulus pusillus (Red-fronted tinkerbird)
Lineage: Eukaryota; Metazoa; Chordata; Aves; Piciformes; Lybiidae
Gene: DHRS11
Product: dehydrogenase/reductase 11
Exons: 7
Coding region: 10-777 (255 amino acids)
Molecular function (GO): oxidoreductase activity
Source: RefSeq, a predicted model, not a curated record
GCUGGGGCCAUGGAGCGCUGGACCGGGCGCGUCGCGCUGGUCACCGGCGCCUCCGUGGGCAUCGGCGCGGCCGUGGCGCGGGCGCUGGUGCAACACGGCAUGAAGGUGGUGGGCUGCGCACGCAGCGUCGAUAAGAUCGAGAAAUUGGCAGCUGAAUGCCAGAGUGCUGGCUACCCAGGGACCCUCAUCCCCUACAAGUGCGACCUCUCCAAUGAAGAGGAGAUCCUGUCAAUGUUCUCUGCCAUCAAGACCCUUCACCAAGGAGUUGAUGUCUGCAUCAACAACGCAGGGCUGGCUCGCCCAGAGCCCCUGCUUUCAGGGAAGACAGAGGGCUGGAGGACAAUGAUAGAUGUCAAUGUGAUGGCUGUGAGCAUCUGCACCCGAGAAGCCUACCAAUCCAUGAAAGAGAGAAACAUUGAUGAUGGGCAUAUUAUUAACAUUAACAGCAUGAAUGGCCACAGCGUUGUACCACAGUCGGUGGUGCACUUUUACAGUGCCACCAAGUAUGCGGUGACAGCCCUCACAGAGGGGCUGAGGCAAGAACUCAGAGAAGCAAAGACUCACAUACGAGCUACAUGUAUAUCUCCAGGUCUGGUGGAAACAGGAUUUGCUUUUAAACUUCAUGAUAAUGACCCUGAGAGAGCUGCUGCAACCUAUGAGAGCAUUCGGUGUCUCAAAGCUGAAGACAUGGCUAACGCUGUCAUAUAUGUCCUCAGUGCCCCACCUCAUGUACAGAUCGGAGAUAUACAGAUGAGGCCCACGGAGCAGAUAUCGUAGCACAGGAAGAGGAGCGUGGGCGGCACCGCGCACCCACUCCGCUUGGAAGCCUCUGGCAAUGCAGGGGUCGGCAGCUGGCUAGCAACGUUGUAAUCAAGUACUGAGGAUCACCUUUGAAGAAUUCUUUUUCUCUCCCUCUCUCUGAGCUGGUGCUGGUGCUGAGCCAGUGUAAAAAGAAAUAGCAGUGGGUCUCUUUCUCCUCCCCACUCCUUUCUCAAACUGCUGGAGAGGAAAAUGCGUUUGAAAACAAUGCAGGGAAGUUGUUUGUGGAAGAUCGUUGUCUCCAGGCUGCUUUACUCUUCCUUUUGCUUUCUUUUCAGGGUUUGUUUGACCUUAUUUUCUGAUGCUGAGUCUGGACAUAGGUGAAGUGGCACAAGAUGUUUGCCAGCUUUGGCGUGUUUAGGGCUCGAGAUUUUCAGCGGAUGUCCUACAUGAAUCCAUCUACUUUGGGAGUUUAUUUUCAUCAAGUUGAUUACUGAUGGCACUGAUGCAUGUGUUGUUUUCUACUUCUUUUGUGUUCCACUGCCCUAACCCCAGUGUACAGUCUCACUCACCUCCACAACCCCUCCUUUCCCAUUCAGGUGAAUCAUGCCUGCCAAGUUUGAGGAAGUACCAAUGUGUGUGCUUGCUGUUUCUCUUUUUUUCCUAGGUAGGUAGGUAAAUAGUUGGAGGAAAAGUACCUGUACUCCUGCAGGUUAGAAUGAUCAUCUAAGUGGCAUAGUUACAGUGCGAGUGAGUUGUUUGGUGUCUGUAAUAAAAACUAACCAUGUGCUGUCUUGUGAUCACCUCUACCUUUGGUCUCACCUCCCAGCACUCUUGACGUUUCCUGCGUGGCGUCUGCAUGCUUUGACACCCUGCUGGAAACGUGGCUCACUCUUGGGAAGAUGUGUGAUGCUGUUUAAAUGCUGGUGCUGGUGGGUGGGGAUGUUGAAAAGUUUGUGUAUAUGCAGAGAUAAAAACUUGAAGAGAGAGAGAGAGUGAAGUGAACCGUGCUGAAGCUGUCCAAUAUGAAAAGACGUUAGUAGAGGCGUUUGCCUUCAAAGCAGCAGGUGAAAGGCUUGGCUCAGAUCUUGUGCUAGUUCUGCGCUGGUGCAGCCUCAUUGAUUUGCUCUGGCUUGAGGGAGAAGAGGAGCAGCAUGGAGGCUGGCCCGUGUGGAGCAGGAGAGUGCUUCCAUUGUCUUAGGGCUUGUGCAGCGUGGCAGAAGCACACCUGCGUGUAGCCAGCUUGCCGCAGAGCCGCGGAGCUGUUCCGUACACGUUGCCUUAAGGUUGCAGGCUCGCUCCUGCUGCACCCUGGACUUUCUGAGCUCUGGACGGUGAGUGCUGGUUCAGGUGGAGCAGGUAUGGUCAUUUGGUUGGAGCAAAGGAUUGGGAGCCUGAGAAACUUGGAUUGGAUUGUUUUGCUUACAGCAGUACAGCUCUGUGGGAGUUCAUCUGUGUUACACCACCACAAAGGAGACCAGAAUUGGGCCACUAUAGAGCUUUGCCUCCCUAAAUAGCCUUGGGCAAGUCGCUUUACCUCUCUGCCUCAGUUUCCCCAUCUGUAAAAUGGGGAUAAUAAUACUUACCUACCUCACAGGGGUGUUGUGAGGACUCACGAACUUUGGUAAAGCACUUUGAAUAUGAGAAGCGCUCUGUAAGUGCUGAGAGUGGAUAUGAAGUAUUAUUAUUAACUACACCUUGUGAUGCAUAAAAUUCCUUGUGCCAAAGGUGAGCAGCUGUAGAAGGAUGCAAGGGGAAACUGGUAAACUUCACAGUGGCAAAACAAAGUCAGUUUGCCCCUUUUUCUCCUCUCUAUAAAUACAUGCCCAUGAUGAGUUCUGUCCAUUCCUCAUCUGCCACCAGUCAAGUACACGUGGCCCUGUCUCUGAACUUUGCCUUUUCAUUUGCCAUGAGUGAAAUUCAUGCCCCACGGUGAUAUUUUGAACCACCAUAAUGCACUGCCCUCCUCCACCUCACCAGGGCGGGGGCUUUGUGUGGGUUCAUUGCACAGAGAUGGGUUUCAGCUGUGGCAUCGGGUUGGAUUGUGUCCUGCAAGGAGCAACCAAUCCAGGACUGCUUGCAGCAGAGAGCUUGCACCAGCUGGAAAAGCUCUUCAGUCUCCAUGCCAUCAUGAUCCUCAGUUUGGAGGCAUUGGCCUGAGGAAGGUUCAGGCACUACUCAGGCACUACUGUGUUUCUUUUAUAACAUCUUUAUGAUGUCCAGCUAGGCUUGAUACAAAAAGUCAUGGUGUUUUCCAUUAGGUUUGUUCUCCAGGAGCUUGUUGAAAUUCAGCAGAUGUGCUGUGUGCAGUGUGAGCCACUUUGUUAAAGACAAGAUUAUUGAACUAGGAGGUCAAUAAAAAAGGUUGAGAAAUUAGGGACUUCUGAGAGGGGGGAAAAAAGAUAAGCAGGGAUGUGGGUAGCACUGCUGAAACGUCUGAAUUGGUGUCUGCGACUGUAGGAAGUUAAGCAGAUGUUGCAAUUUGUGGCUGAGGAGGAAUUUAACUUAUCUUUCUGCUCUGUAAGAGGAGACUUUGGAGAGAAUUGCUGAAGAUGUAGAGCCUUGACGAAGGGUCACUCUGGGCGUUGCUCCCUGCAAACACAACCUGGCUGACCUGCAGCCCUGGAAUUUUGUUGGGGUUUGUUGUUUGUUUCUUCUUCCCCAAGAAUGUCUGUAACAUUUGCAAGUCCACACAAUACCCUUGAAAUUACGUCCCCUAUAUUUUUCCAUUUCAAAUGUGUUUUUAUGGGUUGAUUCCUGCUGCCUGUUAACUUCCCCCGUGAAGCACAACCUGCGGAGGGGUUCCUUGCAGGUUGCUUGGCUGCUCUGCCUCCUGUAAACCUGGUGGCACCUUUGAGCCACCUUCCUGGGAUGAGCUGAGAUUGGCAGCAUUCCAGAGGCAUUUACAAACCCGAACGGGAGGCUGAACUGUGUCAUUUAUCAGUAGGUUUCUAAUUGUGAACUGUAAAAUAAAGACUGAAAAGAG